Messenger RNA from Rhinolophus ferrumequinum (greater horseshoe bat), 597 nucleotides. RefSeq names its product resistin (gene RETN). Gene Ontology annotation, molecular function: hormone activity. Gene Ontology annotation, cellular component: extracellular region. The coding region runs from base 172 to 504 and encodes 110 amino acids. The transcript is spliced from 4 exons. The record is from RefSeq and is a predicted model, not a curated record. NCBI's taxonomy places the organism in Eukaryota, Metazoa, Chordata, Mammalia, Chiroptera, Rhinolophidae.
CCAGGGGCUUCCUCUUGGCCCCGGAUGUGGGAAGGAAGUGCCAGGGGCAAACGGUGGUAUUACCGAGACAGGAAGCCCCACACCCAGAGGCCUUAAAGAGGGGGAUGUGGCAGCAGCAUGGAAUUCGAGUCCAAGAUUUGGCCUGCUGAGUCUGCUUAAAGGCCCUGCAGGAUGAAGGCUUUCUCUCUCUUCUUCCUCCCCGUCCUGGGGCUGCUGGUGUAUGGCAAGUCGCUGUGUCCCGUGGACGAAGCCAUCAAUGAGAAGAUCCAAGAUGUCACCAGCUCCCUAAUUUUUGAGGCAGUAAGAAAUAUGGAUCUGGAAUGCCGCAGUGUCACCUCCAGGGGGGACCUGGCCACCUGUCCCACAGGCUUCGCUGUCACCGGCUGCACGUGUGGCUCCGCCUGUGGCUCGUGGGAUGUGCGUGCGGAGACCACCUGCCACUGCCAGUGCGCGCGCAUGGACUGGACGGGAGCGCGCUGCUGUCGUCUGCAGGCCUCAGCCUGAGGUCCCUUGAGCGCGGCAGUGAGCCCGGGGGGGCGUGGCCAGGUCUCUGAGGGACGGGGCUGGAAAUAAACUCUGAGAAGAUGCUGAAAAGGA